GUGCCAGGUGGGGAGGAGAAAGCUGUGUUUCUACCCAGAGGAGAGACGAAAGUGGUGCUCAAUGAUAUCAGUCCUGAGAAGAAGUAUGUGUUCAAGGUUUUUACUGUAAACGGCCAGAAGCAGAGUAAAGCACUCCAAGGGAAAUAUCCAGGUAAAGAGAGAGAUCCUGACAGUGAAGGCAUUCAGCCCCAAGGUGGCAGAGAGCCGGAUCCUGUGGAGGAUGUGAAUGAGAUCUUUGGAGCUGAUCAGUUUGUGUGCACCACAACAUCCAUCGCCGACAUCGUCAUCCUCGUGGACGGAUCGUGGAGCAUCGGCAGGCUCAACUUCCGCCUGGUUCGGAACUUUCUGGAGAGUCUGGUGAACGCCUUUGAUGUGGACAUCAACAAGACCAGAAUAGGCUUGGCUCAGUACAGUGGGGACCCUCGCAUCGAGUGGCACCUCAACGCCUUCCCAACCAAAGAGGCCGUCAUGGACGCUGUGAAGAACCUGCCGUAUAAAGGAGGAAACACACUCACAGGUCUGGCCCUGGACUACAUACUGGAGAACAGCUUCAAGCCCGAAUCCGGAGCCCGGAGCGGCGUUCCCAAAAUCGGAAUCCUCAUCACCGAUGGCAAAUCCCAGGAUGACGUCAUUCCUCCUGCGGAUAGCUUGAAGAAAGCAGGAGUUGAACUCUUCGCCAUUGGUGUGAAGAAUGCUGAUGAGAAUGAGUUGCAGUCCAUUGCAUCGCCUCCCAUAGAGACGCAUGUCUACAACGUGGCCGACUUCAACAUCAUGGCCUCCAUCGUGGAGGGCCUCACGCGCGUGGUCUGUGAACGUGUCGAGGAACAGGACAAGGAGAUCAAAAAGGAUGUGGUGACACCGGAGCCGGAGCCGCAGGGUCCCCCCCGUGACCUGGUGACCUCUGAGGUGGCCCCCCGCAGCUUCCGGGUGUCCUGGUCGGCCGCGCCGGGCCACGUGCAGAAGUACCGAGUGGUGUACCACGCCAACAGCGGAGACGCUGGGAACCCAGAGGAGACUGUGGUGGGUGGCGAGGAGAGCUCUGUGCUGCUCUCCAACCUGAACGCCCUAACGGAGUACGCCAUCGCAGUGUUCGCAGUCUACGCCGGCGCCACCAGCCAAGCGCUCCACGGAACACAGACCACCCUGGGUCUGCCGGCGGUGUCCCAGGUGCAGCUGUACGAUGUGGGCCACAGCAGCAUGCGUGUGCGCUGGAGUAGUGUGGAGGGAGCCUCAGGCUACAUGGUGCUCUACACGCCACUCACACUCGAGGAUGUGGACGAGACCGAGUUAAGGCUACCGGAGUCGGUGACGGAUGUUCAGUUGACAGCGCUGAGCCCAGACACAGAGUACACAGUGACACUAUACGCCCUGUAUGGAGAUGAGGCCAGCGACCCGGUCACCACCCAGGACACCACACUGCCCUUAGCCUCGCCUCGCAAUCUGCGCGUGUUUGAUGUGCAGCACAACGCUGCCAAGCUCAGCUGGGACGCGGCGGCCGACGACGCUAAUGGCUACCGCGUGGGAUACGUCGUCACCGGUGGAAUCCAAACUAACGAGGUGGAAGCGGGCCCUGUGACGUCCCUGCUGCUGAAGGACCUGGCCUCCAUGACCGAGUACACGGUGGCCGUCUUCGCCAUCUAUGAUGAGGGCCAGUCAGAGGCCCUCAGUGGCAGCUUCACCACAUUGGCGGUGCCGGAGCCCCUGAACCCUGUGACCAGUGAUGUGACUGAGGACAGCUUCCGCCUGAGCUGGAGCCACCCCGCUGCUGACGUGCUGCUCUACAAGCUCGCGUGGGCCGCCCUGGACGAAGAAGACAGCCAGGAGGUGGUUGUCCCGGGCGACACAGACACAUACCUGCUGACGGGCCUGACGGAGCGUACGGAGUAUGAGGUCUUCAUCUCAGCCAUCUACAGGGAGGACACGGAGAGCGACGCCGUCUCAGUACUGGAGACCACAUUGGACAGGUCUACCACAGUUGUCCCAACUACAACAGUGCCGCGGUUCGGUCUGCGCAACAUCGGUGUGGACGAGGAGAGCACGUCCAGUCUGCGUGUGCGCUGGGAGAGCGCAGACCAGGACACCCAGGCCUUCAAGGUGGCCUACAGGAGCCAGGGGGGCGAUGGCACAACAGCCACGAUGCAGGUUCCGGGUACCCAGAAGACUGUGGUUCUGCAGUCCCUCCUCUCAGAUACAGAGUACAGGGUGACCAUCACCCCUAUCUACACGGACGGAGAGGACUCUCACUUCGCCCUCUCCUCCAGAGGAAAGACCUUGCCCCUGGCCGCCCCAAGGGACCUGCGUGUGACUCUGGCGAUGUACGACCACCUACGCAUCAUCUGGGACCCCGCCCCCUUCCCCACCCAGGGCUACCGCAUCACCUACAAGCCCAGCUCAGGCGGUGAAUCACCCAUGGAGAUGCUUGUGGGUGACGAUGUGAACGCUCAGGUGCUGCCUAACCUUCAGCCGGGCACCCAGUACAGCAUCCAGGUCAUGGCCACCUAUGCCACUGGCGCCAGUGAGCCCGUGGAGACUACCGGCACAACAUUGCACCUGGGUGUGAAGGGCCUGAAUACCUAUCAGGUGCGCAGUACCAGCAUGUGUGUGCAGUGGCAGCCUCUUCCCCAGGCCACUCUCUACCGCAUCGCCAUCGAGGCCCUGCUGAAUGGCCAGAGGCAGGAGGUGAGUGUGGCGGGCGGUGUCUCUCGCCAGUGCUUCCACGACCUGUCCCCCAACAGCCAGUACAAGAUCAGCCACUACAGCCAGCUCGACCACGUGGAGGGACCCGCCGUCACCACCACUGACACCACACUCCCUGCACCCACGCAGCCUCCAACCACACCUCCGGCGACCACCCCACCCCCCACCAUCCCUCCUGCCAAAGAAGUUUGUAAAGCUGCCAAAGCAGAUCUGGUCUUCCUGGUGGAUGGUUCAUGGAGUAUCGGAGAUGACAACUUCCAGAAGAUCACUCGCUUCCUCUACAGCACCGUGGGAUCUCUGGACAUCAUUGGUUUAGACGGAACACAGGUUGCCAUCGCUCAGUUCAGUGAUGAUGCCAGGACCGAAUUUAAUCUCAGUGCCUACAGAGACAAGGAGUCAUUGUUGGAUGCUAUUCAGCGCAUCUCCUACAAGGGAGGAAACACAAAGACCGGCCGGGCGAUGAAGCACGUGAAGGACGCCAUCUUGACGGAGCAGGGGGGCGUGAGGCGGGGCAUCCCCAAGGUGCUGGUGGUCCUCACCGACGGCCGCUCCCAAGACGACGUCAACAAGGUCUCCAAGGAGAUGCAGCUGGAAGGCUACAUCAUCUUUGCCAUCGGCUUUGCGGACGCGGACUACGGCGAGCUGGUGAACAUGGCCAGCAAGCCCAGCGAGAGGCACGUCUUCUUCGUGGACGACCUGGACGCCGUCAAGAAGAUCGAGGAGCAGCUCAUCACCUUCGUCUGCGAGGCCGCCACGGCCACUUGCCCAUCCCUUCUGAUGAGUGGAAACACCUUAGCAGGGUUCCGUAUGAUGGAGAUGUUUGGCCUGGUUGAGAAUAGCUACAGCAGUGUGCAGGGCGUUUCCAUGGAGCCCGGCACAUUCAACAGCUUCCCCUGCUACCGACUACACAAGGACGCCAUGGUCUCACAACCCACCAGGUUCCUCCAUCCUGAAGGUCUGCCGUCUGACUACACCCUGACUAUCCUGUUCCGCCUGCUGCCAGACACCCCGCAGGAGCCCUUUGCAUUGUGGGAAAUCCUCGACAACAACAGCGAACCUCUAGUGGGCGUUAUCUUAGACAAUGGUGGGAAAACUCUGACCUUCUUCAAUCACGACUACAAGGGAGAUUUCCAGACAGUCACCUUCGACGGGCCGGACAUUAAAAAGAUCUUCCACGGGAGUUUCCACAAGCUGCAUGUGGCGAUCAGCAAGACGGCCGCUAAGGUGGUGAUCGACUGCAAGGCGGCGGGGGAGAAGCCCAUCAACGCCGCGGGCAACAUCACCACCGACGGCGUGGAGACUCUGGGACGCAUGGUGCGCUCACGAGGACGCAGGGACAACUCCGCACCGUUCCAGCUCCAGAUGUUUGAUAUUGUCUGCAGCACGUCAUGGGCCAGCAGGGACAAAUGCUGUGAGCUCCCCGGCCUGAGGAAAGAGGAGGAUUGUCCGUCGAUGCCCCACGCCUGCACCUGCUCCCAGGACAGCAAAGGGCCCCCUGGUCCCUCUGGUCCCCCGGGUGGUCCUGGUAUCAGAGGCAUGCGAGGUAGCCAAGGGGACCCCGGCACUACGGGACCGCAUGGCCCCCCAGGAGAGGCAGGCCCCGCUGGUCUGCAGGGACCGCCCGGCCCUCAGGGGCCCAGUGGAAUGUCUAUUCAGGGACCUCCGGGAACAUCGGGGGAGAGAGGAGAGAAAGGUGAAAUGGGCCCAGCAGGACCGCAGGGUAUUCCAGGAGCAUCAGGAGGCCCAGGCAGAGACGGCCCCCCGGGACCCCGGGGUCUACCAGGAAAGGACGGUCCACAGGGAAGACAGGGCACAGGUGGACCUAUCGGAACCCCAGGAGCUCCGGGGGCCCCUGGGUCAAGUGGCCCACCUGGGCCCAUGGGAGACAGCGGACAACCUGGACCCCAAGGUGUCAAAGGUGAACGGGGCGAGAGGGGGGAUAUCCAGUCUCACGCUGCAGUGCGCUCCAUCGCAAGACAAGUGUGUGAACAGCUCAUUCAGAGUCACCUGUCCAGAUACAACUCCAUCCUGAACCAGAUCCCGAGCCAAAGUGUGUCGGUGCGGACGGUGCCGGGUCCCCCCGGAGAGCCUGGUCGACCGGGCCCACGCGGGCCCCCAGGGGAGCAGGGUGCCUCCGGCAGACCCGGGUUCCCUGGCGGCAACGGCCAGAGCGGACGCCCCGGAGAACGAGGUUUACCAGGAGAGAAAGGAGAGCGGGGACUCACCGGAGUGGGAAUGCAAGGACCACGAGGACCCUCUGGCCCUCCAGGUGCUCCUGGAGAGGGUCGCACGGGCAGCCAAGGUCCGCCUGGUCGGCCCGGUUCGCAGGGGACCCCCGGACGGCCUGGGUCACCUGGCAGCAGCGGGCCCCCCGGACCCCCGGGCUACUGCGACCAGAGCGCCUGCAUGGGCUACCAAGUCAGAGGCCAAGAACAAUACGAGAACGACUACUGAGCAGCUCAACUCACAACAACUGCAGCUGCUCCCUUUCCCCCUCAUACACAC
Messenger RNA from Engraulis encrasicolus (European anchovy), 5202 nucleotides. RefSeq names its product collagen, type XIV, alpha 1a (gene col14a1a). NCBI's taxonomy places the organism in Eukaryota, Metazoa, Chordata, Actinopteri, Clupeiformes, Engraulidae. The annotation marks the transcript as partial. Gene Ontology annotation, cellular component: interstitial matrix. The transcript has 45 exons. Gene Ontology annotation, molecular function: protein binding. The record is from RefSeq and is a predicted model, not a curated record.